Dama dama (fallow deer) is the source of this 1883-nucleotide messenger RNA. RefSeq names its product sarcoglycan epsilon (gene SGCE). Gene Ontology annotation, cellular component: sarcoglycan complex; membrane. The transcript is spliced from 11 exons. Bases 69 to 1382 code for a protein of 437 amino acids. NCBI's taxonomy places the organism in Eukaryota, Metazoa, Chordata, Mammalia, Artiodactyla, Cervidae. The record is from RefSeq and is a predicted model, not a curated record.
GAGCUGGGAGGAAAGAAGAAAGGGAGGGGAGGGGAGAAUCGAGGACGGCCGGCCUAGCCAGGCCAAGAAUGCAAUCGCCCCGGUGGUGGGAGCUGGGAGACCCUUGUGCUUGGACAGGACAGGGUCGGGGGACACGCAGGAUGAGCCCCGCGACCACGGGCACCUUCUUGCUGACAGUGUACACUAUUUUGUCCAAGGUACACUCCGAUCGGAAUGUCUACCCCUCCGCAGGCGUCCUCUUUGUUCAUGUUUUGGAAAGAGAGUAUUUUAAGGGGGAAUUUCCACCUUACCCCAAACCUGGUGAGAUUAGUAAUGAUCCCAUAACAUUUAACACAAAUUUAAUGGGUUACCCAGACCGUCCUGGAUGGCUUCGAUAUAUCCAAAGGACACCAUAUAGUGAUGGAGUCCUUUAUGGAUCUCCAACAGCCGAAAAUGUGGGGAAACCAACAGUCAUUGAGAUAACUGCCUAUAAUAGGCGUACCUUUGAGACUGCAAGGCACAAUUUGAUCAUUAAUAUAAUGUCAGCAGAAGACUUCCCGUUACCCUAUCAAGCAGAAUUCUUCAUUAAAAAUAUGAACGUAGAAGAAAUGCUGGCCAGCGAGGUUCUUGGAGACUUCCUGGGGGCCGUGAAAAAUGUGUGGCAGCCCGAGCGCCUGAACGCCAUAAACAUCACGUCGGCCCUUGACCGGGGCGGCCGGGUCCCCCUGCCCAUCAAUGACAUGAAGGAGGGCGUUUAUGUCAUGGUUGGUGCCGACGUCCCAUUUUCUUCUUGUUUACGAGAAGUUGAAAAUCCACAGAAUCAAUUGAGAUGCAGUCAAGAAAUGGAGCCUGUAAUAACAUGUGACAAAAAAUUCCGUACUCAAUUUUACAUUGACUGGUGCAAAAUCUCAUUGGUUGAUAAAACAAAGCAAGUGUCCACCUAUCAGGAAGUGAUUCGUGGAGAAGGGAUUUUGCCUGAUGGUGGAGAGUACAAACCCCCUUCUGAUUCUUUGAAAAGCAGAGACUAUUACACGGAUUUCCUAAUUACACUGGCUGUGCCCUCGGCAGUAGCAUUGGUCCUUUUUCUAAUACUUGCUUAUAUCAUGUGCUGCCGACGGGAAGGAGUGGAAAAGAGAAACAUGCAAACACCAGACAUCCAACUGGCCCAUCAUAGUGCUAUUCAGAAAUCUACCAAAGAACUCCGUGACAUGUCUAAGAACAGAGAGAUAGCGUGGCCCCUGUCCACGCUUCCUGUGUUUCACCCUGUGACUGGGGAAAUCGUACCCCCUCUACACACAGACAAUUAUGAGAGCACCGAUAUGCCGCUGAUGCAGACGCAGCAGAACUUGCCACAUCAGACUCAAAUUCCCCAACAGCAGACCACAGGUAAAUGGUAUUCCUGAAGAAAGAAAACUAACCGAAGCAAUGAAUUUGUAAUCAGACAAUAUAGCAUUUUUGCUUUGCGUGCAUGAGUGCUCAGUCACUCAGUUGUGUCCAACUCUUUGGGACCCCAUGGACUGUAGUCCACCAGGCUCCUCUGUCCAUAGGAUUUUCCAGGCAAGAAUACUAGAGUGGGUUGCCAUGCCCUCCUCCAGGGAAUCUUCCCGACCCAGGAAUUGAACCCACAUCUCCUGCAUUGCAAGUAGAUUCUUUACUACGUAAGCCACCUGGGAAGUCUUAAUAUAGCACUUUUAUUUUUUUUCUCUCUUCCAAUAAUGCAUGAGCUUUUCUGACAUAUGGUAUGCAUGUUGACAGUAUUAAGUAUAUACCAAAUAAUAUACAGUAUAACGUUCAUUUUACUAAUUUUUUUUGUACUUAAGGCAUUUUUGACAAUUUGUAAAACAUUGAUGACUUUAUAUUUGUUACAAUAAAAAGUGACCUUUAAAAUAAAUAUUAUUAAUGAA